Molecule: messenger RNA, 1672 nt
Organism: Parasteatoda tepidariorum (common house spider)
Lineage: Eukaryota; Metazoa; Arthropoda; Arachnida; Araneae; Theridiidae
Source: RefSeq, a predicted model, not a curated record
GAUGUAUCUUUUUUUUAUCUCGAAAAUAACAUCACUGCCUCUAUACAGUUAGACUAAUAUUUUACUCAACUGAAACUUUUGUUUCAAAUUUUGUUAUUUAUUUGAUUUCAAAUAAUUUUUUUCUCUUCGUAUUUUUUUUUCUUCCAGUUUUCCAUCUUGUGUUAUAAAAUAUCGACUUGAAGGCUAUCAUGUUGGAGCGUAUUUUUACACGAAAUUGGUUUGAUGAUCUACCACUGAUUACAGUACUUAUCGUUCCUGCCGUAAUAUAUAUCAUUAAACAAUUCUGUAAAGGAGAAGCACUUGAGAAGCCUUUGCCGAGUCCGCCAUGUUCAAAACUUGCUCUUUGUUACUCAUUGAUUAAAGGAGUGAACAAGAGGAAACGUUCCAACACUGAUUUCAUUCUAUGUGGUCUUCUACAAGUUAUUUGUGGAUUGUGCAAAAUAUAUGGAAACGAAGGUAUUUUUCGUAUACAUGUGCAUAUGAAGCCUUUUGUAUUCAUUUUCAAGCCUGAAACCGCAGAGGCAAUUUUGAGUAGUCCAACUGUGAUUGACAAAGCAAACGAAUAUCAAUUCCUGAAACCAUGGCUUGGUACUGGGCUGCUCACCAGAUUCAACUGGAUACCUAUAACAGACGUCACGCAGUAUCUUCUUACAUUUUUAAUACAUUCCAUUUCAGAAACAGCUAUGGGAGUGUCAAUCAACGCACAAGAAGAAGGAUGCAAUGAAUACGUGCAAGCAGUUCAUGAAAUCGGAAACGUAUUUUUAAUCCGCAUUCUUAGGCCAUGGCUUUACUAUGAUUUCAUUUUCAAUCGGACCUCGACUGGGAUGAAGCUUCAUAAAAGUUUGAAGAUAGUUCAUAAUUUUACUAGAAAGGUGAUAAAAGAGAAAAAAGAAGAACUUCUGAGACAAGAUGAGUUAGACAAAAAGAACGAGACGAGUUCUCUGUAUACCAAGAAACGCACAGCUUUCUUGGAACUGUUGCUGAAGUAUCAUUUGAAAGAUCCAUCAUUUACUGAAGAAGAUAUAAGAGAGGAGGUGGACACUUUCAUGUUUGCUGGUCACGAUACAACAGCUAUGACUAUUUCCUUUGCAUUGUGGCUAACCGGAUUAGAUGAAAAUGUGCAACGACUCAUUCAUGAAGAAUUGGACGAUAUAUUUAUGGGUGAUAAUGAGAGGGAAAUUACACGGAAUGAUUUAUCACGCAUGAAAUACUUAGAGUGCGUCAUAAAGGAAACUUUAAGAUUGUAUCCUCCAGCUCCUCUUUUUGGUAGAGAAGCCAAUGAAGCCUUCAAGAUAGGUGAAUACACAAUUGAGAAAGGAACGUUUUGCUUAGUAAUACCCAUGGAACUCCAUCGAGAUACCAAAUCGUUUCCUAAUCCUGAAAAAUUUGAUCCAGAAAGAUUUUUCCCGGAGAAUGUUGUUAACAGACACCCUUAUGCGUUUGUUCCAUUUUCGGCUGGACCAAGAAAUUGCAUAGGUCAAAGAUAUGCCAUAAUGGAAUCAAAGACAGUGCUGGCAAACAUUUUUCGGAAUUUCACCGUCAUCUCUAAAGAUGCUAGAGAUAAAGUCAGAGUGUUGCCUAAUAUCGUCAUUAGUAACAUAGAUCCUUUGAGAUUGUAUUUCUCACCGCGCAACCAAAGGUGAUUUCGAAAUAAAAAUGUAAAUAAAGUAAA